UUUUCUGAAACAUGGCGCUGUCUAGUAUUUUGCGGAAUGAGUCUGCGGAUUUUUCAGAUCCAAUUGACCGGUCUUUUGCUCACGGAUGUGGCCUAAACCAGACAAAUCUCGGCUUUGGAGCCGCUCUGGGUGACAGCCCAAACUUCGCCGUGAAGACUCUGGGUGAAGACGAUGAACCGGAGAGAAAAAUCGAGUUUCUUCACGGCACGACCACCUUAGCAUUCAAAUUUCAGCAUGGUGUGAUAGUGGCUGUGGAUUCUAGAGCGACCGCGGGCGCCUACAUUGCUUCACAGACAGUGAAGAAGGUGAUUGAAAUCAACCCGUACCUGCUUGGCACCAUGGCAGGAGGGGCAGCAGAUUGCAGCUUCUGGGAGCGACUGCUGGCCAGGCAGUGUCGCAUUUAUGAGCUCCGCAACAAAGAGCGCAUUUCAGUGGCAGCUGCAUCCAAACUGCUGGCUAACAUGGUGUAUCAGUACAAAGGCAUGGGCCUCAGCAUGGGCACGAUGGUCUGCGGCUGGGACAAAAGAGGGCCAGGACUCUACUAUGUGGAUUCAGAGGGCAACCGUGUAUGCGGAGACCUGUUCGCUGUUGGUUCGGGUUCCAUGUAUGCUUACGGCGUCGUCGACAGCGGCCUUCGAUACGACUUGACCAUAGAUGAGGCUUGUGACCUGGGCCGUCGUGCCAUAUACCAAGCUACUUACCGUGACGCCUACAGUGGAGGCCAAGUCAACCUCUACCGCGUCCACAGCGAGGGCUGGGAAAGAGUCUCACAGGAAGACGUGCUUCAGUUGCACCAAAAAUACCAGAGUGAGAAAGCUUAGAGCGAAGGGUAGAGGAGAUGAGGGAAGAGCCCACAGCAGUUGAGUUUCAAAAGAAAGGGUAAGACCAGUCAGAUGAGGAAUGAAUAGCAGAUUAUUGAUAUGACCUGAAAGGCACUUGAGUUAAUCAAAUCCGCUUCUAUGUAAGUGUUUUGUAAGAGCAGGCUCUUCUGCAUAUGAGAACACGAGCAAAGCUGUCUCUCUUCUUCUCAAAGUUAUUUCCGUUAUUUUUCUCACCCAUGUUAUUUGUUGAGUUUUCAUCCACAGUUUCAGUAGUAUUACAACCCUAGCCGGUCUAAUUGCAAUUGUUGUUUAUGAUAAUAAAAUAAGGGGGGGUGCUGUCUCCCAAUGGACACUAACGACAAGCCAAAACUCUAGUAGUUGGCCGACUCUCACUGAGUGGGAGUGGGCUUCUGUUCUUCUCUUCUCACAUGUAUCUGCUGUUUCCACAGUUACUAAACCUACUCUCAAUAAAACCUUGGAUUUUUUUUUUGCU
Danio rerio (zebrafish) is the source of this 1314-nucleotide messenger RNA. RefSeq names its product proteasome 20S subunit beta 5 (gene psmb5). Gene Ontology annotation, biological process: protein catabolic process; proteasome-mediated ubiquitin-dependent protein catabolic process; response to oxidative stress. Gene Ontology annotation, molecular function: threonine-type endopeptidase activity; peptidase activity. The record is from RefSeq and is marked provisional. NCBI's taxonomy places the organism in Eukaryota, Metazoa, Chordata, Actinopteri, Cypriniformes, Danionidae. Gene Ontology annotation, cellular component: proteasome core complex; cytoplasm; nucleus.